AUGAACAUACAGGAAGAAGUAAAUCAUCAACAGCAACAGGAAACUUCUCCUAGAACACCACUCAGUGAAUCUCCUCCUCUUCCUUCAACAACAUCUCUUUUAUCUGAUAAUCAUCAUGAUGAUACUAACCCAAUGAAUAAUAACAAUAACAAUAAUAAUACUAGUAGUGAUGAUAAUAAUAAGAAUAAUAAUAUAACAAUUGAUGAUCCUAUGGAAGAAAAGGAUGAAGAAGAAGAAGAAGAACAUUUUGAAAGACCAAAAAACCUCUCCUCCUUUCUUUUAUUAUUAAAACAAUCUAAAACAUAUAGGAAUUUAUUUAAGAAGUUUUUGGGAUUAUUAUGUAUAUUGGUAGUGGUGAUUUUGUGGACAUUGGGAGGUGAAGCAAUUCAAUUAAUUUAUUCAGAUAUGGACUAUGAGAAACCUUUUCUGGUCACCUAUAUUAGUACUAGUUUAUUUUCAAUUUACUUGUUGGGAUUUAUAUUUGUUGGAACGUGGAGAAGACCAUUGUUAAAAAGUGUAUCUUGGUUGAUUAGAGCUAGUUUAAAUUGUUGUUUACCAAAACAGGUGUGUGAAAGAAUGGGAAUUUCACAAAUUGAUAGAAGAGAAUAUUCUAGAGUUGGGUCAGCAAGUCAAGAUUUAAGUCAAACACAAGUUGAAAAUCAAUCAAAUGAUGUGGAUGUUGGAAAAACAUUUAGAUUGGCUGUGAUUGUGACAUUCUUUUGGUUCUUUUCAAAUACUGCUUAUAAUUAUGCAUUACUUUAUACCAGUGUGGCCAGUGAUACAAUCAUUUCUAAUACUUCAUGUUUAUUUACAUUUCUAGUUGGUUUAUUAAUUGGUGUGGAAACUCAUUUCAGUGUUUUACGAUUUAUUGCAAUUCUUGUGACCUUAUCAGGUGUUGCACUUGUAACUUUAUCAGAUAGUCAUCACAAUGGAACAGGAAUGAAAACAGAUACUGUUUUGGGUAAUAUGCUUAGUUUAUUAGCAGCUAUGGGAUAUGGUAUCUAUAGUUCAAUAUUGAAAAAGUAUGAGGAAAAUGUUUCAAUGGCCAUGAUGUUUGGAUUUGUUGGAAUUUUGAAUUUAUUCUUCAAUUGGCCAAUUUUAUUCAUUCUUUGGGGAUUGGAUGUAGAAACAUUUGAAUUACCUUCUUGGAAAAUAUUCUUUGCAACAGUUGUUAAUAGUUUAAUUUCUGCUGUUUUGAGUGAUUUAUUAUGGGCAUUGGCAGUUGUCUUGACAUCUCCAGUAAUUGCCACAGUUGGUUUAACUCUAACAAUUCCAUUUGCCAUCGUUUGUGACAUGUUAAUUCGUUCAGAUUUUUCAGCGUUCAAUGUAAUGUAUGCAUUUGGUACUCUAUUUGUCUUGUUUGGAUUCAUUGCUGUUAACACAUCAUAUUAUCUUCCAAAGAAAGCUAGAAAAUAUGAUCAACCAUACUUUUGCAGUGUUGCCUAUCUUGUUACAAAGGUAAAACCACUCAUGCUUUCUUCCACCCCUGUUGGAGAUAUUGAGUCAAACAAAACUAUUCGAAAUUCCAAUAACCAAUCACCAAAUUCUCAUUAA
This is a messenger RNA of Naegleria gruberi, 1554 nucleotides long. RefSeq lists its product as uncharacterized. Gene Ontology annotation, biological process: regulation of peptide transport. The transcript has 2 exons. The record is from RefSeq and is a predicted model, not a curated record. NCBI's taxonomy places the organism in Eukaryota, Heterolobosea, Eutetramitea, Acrasida, Naegleriidae. The coding region runs from base 1 to 1554 and encodes 517 amino acids.